AUGUCCUUGAUUCAUUUAAAAAAUAUUCUUUCUUGUUCAAGUGAAGAUCGCGUUCACUGUGCUAAAAAUUUACUUAAACCAGAACAAUAUAAAAAAUGGCUAUCAUCGAAAAGUACUGAAGAACGUAUAAUAUGUAUUCUUGAAUUUGAAAAACCUAGUUUGAUAUCGUCUGUGGAUAUUGGCAAUGAUGGUAGUGCAUUUAUUGAAUUAUUAGUUUCUCACUCAUCAUCAUCAAAACCUGAUGAUUGGACUGCUCUUUUACCUUCAACAAUUUUCAUGACUCCAAAUGAAUCACGUUCAAAUAAAAAUCGUAAUCAAAUUAAAUCUUUCAAAUCUUAUCAAUUAAAUAAAACAUGUUUAAAUGAAGAAUGGGAUCGAUUAAAAAUAAUAUGUGAUCAAAAAUUUAAUCGUUCAAAUCAAUUUGGUUUAAGUUUUGUUAAAUUAUAUUCAACGGUUGAUGAUAAUAAACAAAUAGAAAUAGGUAAUAAAUCUUUGACUAAUAUUGCUGAUGAAGAUGAAACGAAGAAAGAAGAAAAUCAAACUAAAAAAAAAUUAAAAUCAAUAUCUAAUGAUGAUGACGAUGAUGAUAAACAUGUUUCAUCAAAUGUUUCUGAUGAAUUAUUAAGCAAAAAAUCAAUAAAUGAUAAUCAAACUCAAAAAUUAAAGAAAAAAGAUGUUAAAAAUAAUAAAUCACAAAUAAUGAAAAACAUUGCGUUUGUUUUAAGUGGUUUUCAAAAUCCCUUACGAUCACAAUUACGUAAUAAAGCAACUGCAAUGGGUGCUACUUAUAAUGAUGAUUGGAAUGAGAAAUGUACACAUCUUAUUUGUGCUUUUCCAAAUACACCAAAAUUUACAGAAGUUCAACAAACAGAAAAAGGUUUUAUUGUUAAUAAACAAUGGAUAAUUGAUUGUCAUAAAAAAAAUCAAUUAUUACCUGAGAAAUCAUAUGAAUUAAAAGAAACAAAUGACAAUGAAACAAAACAACAAACACCAAAAAGAAAAUCAGAAACAAAAAAAAGAAAGACACAAAAUGAAGAUGAAAAUAUUAUUUCAAAAGAUGUUAAAAAAAGAACUCCUGUGAAAAAAAAACCUACAACGACUAAAGAAGAUAAAAAAAAGAAGAACAAAUUUGAAGAAAUACCAGCUGUUUUUCAUGGAAAACAUUUUUAUGUAUCUUAUGGUGACUAUGAUGAUAAUACACUUUUGGAUAUAACCCGAGUUAUUCUUGCUUAUGAUGGAAUUUUGGAAAGACAAAUUACUCCAGAUGUUAAAUAUGUUAUUACAAAUCGAAUGUGGAAUCAAGAUUUUGCAAAGAUCUCAAAAUCAAAUCCAGAUAUAAAUUUUAUUAAUCUUGAUUGGUUACAAGAUUGUCAUGAUGCAAAUCAAUUUGUACCAAUGCAACCAUAUUUAGUUGUUCCUUAG
This is a messenger RNA of Rotaria sordida, 1422 nucleotides long. NCBI's taxonomy places the organism in Eukaryota, Metazoa, Rotifera, Eurotatoria, Philodinida, Philodinidae. The record is from the annotation of a GenBank genome assembly.